UUUAGUUUUCUUUAAGUUCUUACAACAUGGAGCGGAGUAUAGGAAAUUAUGUUCAAGAAAGCAAAUACUUUUCAGGUUUAUAAAUAGGAUUCAUCGAAAAGUCACACAGGAACUCAUUCGCUUAAAAUGUCUCUUCAAUGCAGGCACUUGCAGUCAAGGCUAUGUAUCAUGGAGACCAGACCAUCAUUUGAAGUCAGUUGGUGCCAGUGUGCGGUACAAAUUGACUGUGACCAAAACUGCCAAUAUUCUUACUGAUAGUUUGCUGUCCCCAAACAGUGUCCCUUAUCUUGUUAGUCUUCACCCAGCUCGCAAACCCAUGCUCCCUCUUUCCAAAAUAGAUGCUUAUAUAUGUCCAUCUCAGCUAAUACACCCAGCCCCAUCAAUUUCACAUUUAUUGCUAUGGCAACUGUCCACUGGCAUGAUAGACUCCCAGUAUCCAAGUACUCUUCAGGACUUUUACCAGGUUGAGCCAGAUUGCAGUGACUUCUAUCCUAUGGUUGAGGAACCCAAGCUGCAAAUAGUGGUUCCUAAAGAAGCUAGACAUAUUCAGAAGAUAAGAAGGAAAAAAAUGAAACGACAUCUUCUGAAAAAGUUUCGCAAGCGAAUGUAUUUCACCUUGAAGAAACAGCGAGUUGCACGUAAAAAGAAGAAAAUGGCUGUUUUUCAAGCAAGACUUGAUCAGAUUAGAAACUGGGGAGAAUCCUUCUCAGCAGAAGCUUUUGUACAAGAAGAACUAGAGAAAGCCAGGAGAGGAGGCUUUUAUAUCAGUAUCAUGAAUAAAAAAUGAGAUAUUGCAUAUUGCAAUAAAAACAUAUUUGAGUCAUUCACAAUUUGAAGUUGAUUUUGCUGCAGCAGUUAUUAUUAUUAAACAAAUUUCUCUUUGCUGA
This is a messenger RNA of Pomacea canaliculata, 887 nucleotides long. RefSeq lists its product as uncharacterized. The coding region runs from base 317 to 787 and encodes 156 amino acids. The record is from RefSeq and is a predicted model, not a curated record. The transcript is spliced from 3 exons. NCBI's taxonomy places the organism in Eukaryota, Metazoa, Mollusca, Gastropoda, Architaenioglossa, Ampullariidae.